Paramecium pentaurelia is the source of this 831-nucleotide messenger RNA. Lineage: Eukaryota; Ciliophora; Oligohymenophorea; Peniculida; Parameciidae. The record is from the annotation of a GenBank genome assembly.
GAUGUUAAAUUAUAAGGGAAAUUUAUGGGUUCAAAAAAAUUAUGUAUUAGGCAAUAAGGUAAAUCAUUUAAGAUAUAAAUUAAUAAGACUUAAUACCCUUUGUUUUUGGGGACAGUUGCUGGGACUCUUUUGCUUUACUUAUAUUGUGAUUUUGUUUUACUCCAAAAAUAUUGCGAGAUCCCAAAUUUAAGUAAAGUAAUUGUAACAUUUCAGAUAUUAUCAAUUUACUCAAUGUUCAGGGUCAAUAUGACAGGUAAACUUAAAAACUUUUAGAUUUUAGAACCUGGAGUUUAAAUGUAGACAAUUUCAGAUGAUAAAUAUUUUGAUGGCAAAUUAUGUGAAAAAUGCAAAGCAAUUAAAAUUGAUCGUUGUUAUCAUUGUAAAUUUUGUGAUCAUUGUGUAAAUGAUUUUGAAGCACAUUGUUUUUUGAUGGCAACAUGUAUAGGGAGAAGAAAUAUAAAAUAUUUGUUAGGACUAGUAACAUUUACAGGGAUAGCGUUAUACUUAUUAUUACUUAUUUUGAUUUAUAAAUGUAGAAGUCAUUCUAAUAAUUAUAUAGUAUUUGUAUCAGAUUGUAAGAAAGAGCUAACCUUUAUUAUUUUAAAUAUUGUGAGCCUAGUAUUAACUUUGGUUCAUUUGAAUCCAUUUAUAUAUACUACAUGGAGAAAUGCAUCAUAGGUAAUUAAUAUUAUAUGUUUAUAGAAUUGGACUAAAAAAGAAAUGAAUAGAACCAAAUUCAAUGGAUCGUUUUCAUAUAUUUAUAAUAAUUAUAAAUAAUUCUUUACUCGAUUUUAUGAUAGUUAAUUAUAUGCAAGUUUUAUGUAAAAUUGA